CCUCGAAUAAUGAAUUCACAUUUUUCUUCGUCCCCGCUGCAAUAAAUCUAUAUGAAGGCUCUGCACUAUAUAUACACCAUCCACGGGCCCGUUCGAGAUUUCGAUCAAUUUUCUCAGCGUGGUUUCGAGCUUUCUGAGGUUCUUCCGCACAUUUCACCAACUCUCUCUCGCUCUCUCUCGAUUGCUCCGUUCAUUGCCUUAAAUUUCUUUUCCAACAAGGAUAAAAAGCCGUAGUUUCUGACGAAGAAGACAAGGUCGAAGAGGAGGACGAGAGGGAGCCCGUUGACGUGGAUGCAGUCCGCGAGGUCGAUGACGAUGAAGUAGACGGUACUCACUUUCGGGUGAUGGAUCCAUACGUUAAUCCCUUAGUGUCUCACUUAAAGUCGAUGCUAAGUUAUCGCAAGUUCAGGAGGGCACAAAAGCGGAAGUUGAUGAACUCCUCAGGAUGAUCGAGUAAUCUGAGUAUACUAUGAGAAUAGUUUAUUGCUUUUGCAUCUUUCAUGAGCAUCCGGGCACAUUCAUCCCGACUUAUAUAAGGAGUACAAACUACAAACCCGCACCAUGAUUAUGUUGGCCUAUAUCCAAAGGGAUUGAAGUUCUGGAAAAGGAUGUUUGAGGACAUUGUUGGGCUUGUGACAUACUUUCAGAGACAUAUUGAUGAUCCUCAAUCGGCACACUCUCUCAGGUCAGUCGCUUCCAGGGUGCCGAUGCGAAGUCCUUCAACUGGGGGCAGUUCGGGGCAUCAAUGGGUAGUGGCUGGGGUGGUCCAACGAAGGAGAUAAUUGGAGAGGUCAGUCUUAUGACAGGGAUCGCGCUUCUACUCCUGGUUCAAGAACAGGACAAAAUGAUCACAGAAAUGGCAGUUGCCGAGAUGGACAUCCCAAUGGGUUGCCUAGGCCAUAUGGUGGGCAUGGUCGAGGCUCAUUUAACAGUAGCAGAGGAAAUAAUUCCAGAAAUGAGAGACAGAAUUCCGGUUAUGAUGCUGCUAAAUGGGAUUCAGCUUGCAAGGAUGAGGAAGAUGGUUGGGCAGGUGCUAAAAUUCAAAAGUCACCUGGCAGGGGGCUUUCCCAGGUGGAUGGGGGCACCGGGGGAAGCGACAGAGGUGGUAGUAGUUGGGGUGGUGAUGGAGCUAGUGGUGGUGGCGGAGGAAAUUGGAGUGGUGCCAGUGCAAAUGAUGCUACUCCUGAUGACUGGAGUUUGGGUUGGGGAACGACUCCUAAGAGAAGUUCUUCAGAGUCCCAAACCGGGAAUGGAUGGUCUGGAAGAAGUCGUGGUGGUUGGUGAACCGUGAAGCCCCAUAAACUCUAGUACAUCUUCCUUUUCAGGUCUCCCAUUUCCAUCCAACUAGUAUCCCAUGUUUUCAAAUGGCAACCAUAGCGGCCGUUAAAGUCGGACCCAUUUGU
Messenger RNA from Juglans microcarpa x Juglans regia, 1403 nucleotides. RefSeq lists its product as uncharacterized. The coding region runs from base 746 to 1291 and encodes 181 amino acids. Lineage: Eukaryota; Viridiplantae; Streptophyta; Magnoliopsida; Fagales; Juglandaceae. The record is from RefSeq and is a predicted model, not a curated record. The transcript is spliced from 4 exons.